Quercus robur (English oak) is the source of this 917-nucleotide messenger RNA. Its product is annotated as small heat shock protein, chloroplastic-like. The transcript is spliced from 2 exons. NCBI's taxonomy places the organism in Eukaryota, Viridiplantae, Streptophyta, Magnoliopsida, Fagales, Fagaceae. The record is from RefSeq and is a predicted model, not a curated record. The coding region runs from base 160 to 792 and encodes 210 amino acids.
GUUUCCCCUUCUCCACGUCUUUGGUCCCUAUAUUAAACCCUCAACCCCACCCCCUUAAACCCAACACAUCACAAGCUCAGAAAAAGUCUACCUCUCUCUUUCUCUCACACACACUCCAAAAAGUCACCAAUCAAACGCUCUUGGCCUACUAUUCCAACGAUGGCAUCGUCUAUUGCUCUCAGAAGGGUCGCCGCUCCAACUCUCUUGUCCAAGCUAUUCAACCCCAUUCGCUCCAUUUCUCUCGCUCCCUCUCUCUCUCGUUCCUUCAACACCAACACCCAACUCUCCAAAUUCGACGACCACGACGACGUGGAUCGCCGCUCCGACCAGUCCAUCACUCGCCGCCGUGGCCCUGCCUUCUUCACAGAUGUGUUUGAUCCAUUCUCUACAACAAGGAGUCUGAGCCAGGUCCUGAACCUGAUGGACCAGUUCAUAGAGGACCCAUUUCUCGCAGCGUCACGAGGCGUGGGAGCUGGGUCGAAGCGAGGCUCCUGGGACGUGAAGGAAGAUAACGAUGCUCUGUACAUUCGACUUGACAUGCCUGGGCUGGGCAAAGAGGAUGUGACGGUCUCUGUGGAGGAGAGCACACUGAUUAUCAAAGGAGAGGGCGAGAAGUUAUCUGAGGAGGACGAGGAGAGUAAGAGAAAGUACACAAGUAGGUUGGAUUUGCCUCCGAAGCUUUACAAGCUGGACUCAAUCAAGGCUGAGAUGAAAAAUGGGGUUCUCAAGGUGCUGGUUCCGAAAAUAAAGGAAGAGGAGAAGAAGGAUGUGUUCCAUGUUAACAUUGAGUGAGUGAGGUCUGUCUGCGAUAGUGAAUAUGUGAUAGUGUUGCUUGACUCUGUUUUGCUCUGUUUUGAGACUUGCUUUGGCUCUGUUUUUGUAAAUUUUCGUGCUAAUGCAACCUAAUCUUGUUCGAA